GCACGGCUGCAAAUUGAAGAUGGCGGACUUGUUGGGGACCGGGCUGUCAGAUGAAAAAGAAACCGAAAAUAAGGACAAGAAGAAGGAGAAACGGCCAUGGGAUGACAUACCAAGGUCGGGGAAAAUCGGCCAAACUCCAGAUCUGGCGGAAACAUUAGGCUUUUACGAUAUAAAUGCUGUCAGACGGGAGCAACGUGAACGUGAUAACUCAGGUGGGUUUCCCUGGUUCGCGCGCAGGUUUAAACGGUAUCGGCUAGCGACCAUUUUAUUGGAUAAACCGACCUCUCUAUGUCUAGAAAUAAUGCCUUGGAAGCUGACGAUCGCAUGAAAACCAUUGUAAAAUACAUGUCAUAGUGGCUCAACAAUUUUCUGUUAUUUAGCUAUCUUUGGGCUGGCUGGCUCACAGUCAUUGGGCUGCCCGGACUCAAUGCACAACCAACCAAAGCACGUCAUUGGAUUUCGAGCUGUCAGUUUUAACCCGUGUUGUUGUCAUGCGAGAUUGUUUGUAAAAACAAAUCUUUCUCAGCUUUGUAUUAGUAGCAUGUGAUAAAAUAUAUAUACUAACUGAUCAUUAAAAAUAUUUAACAUGUGUCUACUAAUUACUUCGACGUUUUAAUUCCUGGUAAUUCGCUUUCACGUGAUGUCACGAACUGCGCCUAGCCAAGGCACGAGAUGUCAAGCCUAGGUGGAGGGGGCAACAGUCACUGAUGUUGCGAUCAAUGACAAUAUAGUGAACUACAUACUAGCAUUAGUUAGCUACGCUAUUUGCUUAGCACGGUUUAAUGUUAAUGCUAACGUUACCUGUCAUGCCAAUUUGUGUCAAAGAUGAAAAGUCUAGCUUGCUGCCUUCUGCUCUAACUAUUUGCAUCCAUACAGUACUGUAACUAGCGCGCCGAGUUGUUGCAAGAAGUAGUGAAAUCAGGUCAACAUCGACUGUCUAUCAGUCAAAAUAUACAGUUAUUUCGGUUGGAAAUCCAAAUGUUGUUCAAUAUAUAAUGUUUGACAGGUUCUCACAAUUUCCAACCGAUGGAAAAUAUUUCAAGACCGUGUAGGUUAAUUUCGGGUAAAGUCCUCAGAAUCAAUGUAAAUUAUGCUGUUAUGUAUUUAAAAGUACAGCAUACCAUUAGGUAGUGUACUUUACUUCAUAAGUCGAAUGGCAAUUAAUUAUACUGCCACUGUAGCUCAAAGUUUUCCUCAUACCAAAAGUCUUAGCAAGUUUAUUAGAUAAUCAUUAGUGGCAAAGUGGCAUUGUAAUUCUGUUGGCUUGGUUCCUAUAUGAAUACUGAUUUGGUUACAUUAUGCUUCUUUUUUAGACCGAUUGGUGUGUCAAGUUCAUUAUCUUUCCUCUUCAAAAGUGAAACUUCCUUUCCCUCUCAUUUUCACUCAUGCCAUUUUGUUUUCUGUGUCCGAGCUUCCCACACUUAGCACACAUACGUAUUUUUGCCAUUAUGUUGAUAACCAUGAGUACAUACAGCUGUCUUACCAAAAUAAUGCAAACUGGAGGGACAAUAGCCCUGUUGUAACAGAGCACUAAGUGUUGUCAUAAUGUUAUUCCAGAUCCGUCGCUGGGGCGCUUCAUGUGUGCUGAGCUGACCCGGGGCUACUUCCUGGAGCACAACGAAGCUAAAUACACCGAGCGCAGAGAGAGAGUGUACACAUGCAUGCGCAUUCCCAGAGAACUGGAAAAGGUAGGUACAGUAGAGGCCCCCUUGACUUUUUUUGGCACCGUUGUUUGAAGCGCUGAAUGUUUAAAAUUAACUUGUCUCAGCAGCAUACAUAUUUGAUGCAAAGAGGGUAGAAAUUACUUAUUUGGUCAAUAUUACUUACCAAGCCAAGCAGACAGACCUGGCGCCAGGAUACAGUGACUAAAGGGGCAGUUGAAAUCGGUGAGGGGGGCACAAUUUUGGGGGGAUCUUGCAUUGGAAUUAUAUUGAAUUCUGCUUAUAUCACGCAAUACCGCAAUAAACAUCAAGUUAAAAUGCAGAGAAUCCGAGACCAUUGAGUGCUUUCGAAGUGGUAGGUAGGGUCUGAAAUCUGUAGCCUAUCUCCGGUGCGCUGUAUCAGCACAAUAGACAGCGCCCUACACACGAAAGCAAGGCCUAUUUGGCAAUGAAUAUAGGCUGCAAGGUUUAUAGGGUAAUUCACCUAUUACAAACAGCCUGUGUGAAUGCAGCUGUUGUACACACAGCUGUCUUAACAAAAUGAUGCAAACUGAAUGCAGAAAGUAGUUGCCUAGUUAUUCAUGCAAAACAAAAUGACUGAAUUGCAGUUUGGCUUAGAAUACCGACAACUGCGAAUGCGAACGAAUGAAUGCGAACAGAACAAAACAGCUGUAGGCCUACUAUAGGCCUAGAAAAACCAUAUCAGAUCGAUAAAGGCAUGACACAAUCUAUAUUUAGGCUAGUUACUUUAACAGUAAACAAACGCAGUAAACAAAAGGCGAAUGUAAAUAACCAAAAGAAACAGCCUACUACAGUGAGAUGAAGCCAUGCACAGCUGUCUUGCCAAAUAAAUAGGCCUAUAGGCCCGCAUCAAACAUAGACAAAUCAUGGCGCUCAUGAGUUCAGCAACACGUUGCGAUAUGUCACAAUACACUUCUGUGGAUCAAAUUCGACCCACCUACGUAAUCAAUUAAGCAAUGCUGGCCUACCAUAAACACGUUUCCAAUGCGUACAGUUCCACUUACAACCAUAAAAAGCAAUAGGCUACCAGAAAACCAUAGAAAUAGAAUGUAGGCUAUCUAUUUCUAUAAUGAAACAUACCGAUAUGCAGCUAUACCCAGGGGCAUCAUUUGGGUUCUUGCAUUGGAAUUAUAUUGAAUUCUGCAUAUAUCAAGCUAUACCACAAUAAACAUAAAAGUUCAAAUGCCAAAGUCAUUGAGUGCUUUUGACCAAGAAGUGUUAGGUUGGCACGAAAUCUCCAUUGCAAAGAGCAAAUUUAACCAGAACCAUGCACAAUGCACGUCCUCUAAUAAUGACCCAUUUCUUGUAGCAGGCAUUAUAGAAAUUGAACACGUCUCAUAAACAAUCUCUCAAGCACAAGUGAGUAGCCAGCUAAUCUUUGUAUUUUAAGUCUAGCCAACCUGGAUCUAUAGUGCAUUCGGAAAGUAUUCAGACCCCUUGCAUUUUUCCACAUUUUGUGUGCAAGGAGGCCUACAAACCUGACUCAGUUACACCAGCUCUGUGGUAAGCUUAUGAAAGGCUACCCGAAACGUUUGACCCAAGUUAAACAAUUUAAAGGCAAUGCUACCAAAUGCUAAUUGAAUGUAUGUAAACUUCCCUAUUUUGAAGGUGGGGGUGCAGCUGCUUCCAUUUUCUCCGUUGCUCAGGCGCCUAUACACACACACACACACACACACACACACACACACACAGAGAGAUAACCGCACACACACAAAGGUCAGUUUGCAGUGUUUGUUUAGCUAUGCCGUUGAUAAUGUCCUGGUACAUCUGGUUUUUCUAAGAGCAGUGAAAUGAAGGUAUUCUUAUUAUAUUUUUGUUCACAUAGCAUUUGUUAUACAGGUGACACGAAUGGGUCAUUUGUAUUGAUAUACGUCCGUGUUUAUGUCCCUGGUCUUUUGAAUGGGCUUGAUGAUUAUAUCAUAAAGUUCAAGAAAACGUGUUCAAAUAAGAUAUUUGAAAAUUUUCAUUUUUGUUUGUGGAUGAAUUCACUUCUGCCAGAUGCCUUUCAUGAAGUUUUUGCGCUGAAGACCAUUACGCUAUAGUGUUGUCCAUUGAAGACCAUUCAAAAAGCCUACAAAAUGCAAAAAACUACAAGGCUCCUUGCUGCAUCAUUUGUAUGGUGUAUUGCCUAUUGCAACACAAUGUUUUUCUGUAUGCUGUCAUAGCCAUAAUACUGCUGAUGCUUUGUCUCUAUACAACCACUAGAUGGUGGUGUUGUAACACAUUCCAUUGAGAAUGUAUACAAAUAUUCCCCUAAAUUCACCUCUGCAAACUCAUCUGGGAAUAAUUAACCUCUGCACUAGAGGCUGAUCCCAGAAGUAGGUGAGUCAGGCUGCCUCUAUCUCAGUCUCCUCAAACAUUGAGACGACACUUGUAUGUGCCUUGAGGUACUAUUCUAUUGCCGUCCUCUGUAGCUCAAUUGGUAGAGCACGGCGCUUGUAACGCCAGGGUAGUGGGUUCGAUCCCCGGGACCACCCAUACGUAAAAAUUUAUGCACACAUGACUGUAAGUCGCUUUGGAUAAAAGCGUCUGCUAAAUGGCAUAUUAUUAUUAUUUAUUCUGGGACUACUGUUAAUAUGGAUAUCAAAUGGACCUCAAACAUCACAUAAUUUGCUAUUUUUCGUUUGAAUUUUGCCCUUGGGCAAGAGUGCUCCCUCAGACAUUCACAUUGAGACAGUGAACAUCAGUGAAAUUCAGUCAUCACCUAGCCUAAUAUACGUCCCCACUCCAACCCUCAUUGGUUAGCCAUAGCAUUCCAAGCCUUGGGGAACUGAGGAAUGUGUGUGAACAGAUGGAGCAUUGUGACCUUCUAGGUCUAGAAGCUCUGCCUGGACUAGGCUACUACCUGAAGUAAAAAAGAGAGCAGCCAGGGACAGACCAAUGAAAGGAUGACUUGUGACUCUGUUAGCCAACCCAACUGCCACUACUCACUUCCUGUUGGGAAGUAUUGUAACAACCUUACUGCUGAUGUUUGUGAGGCUAACACAGGACACACUGGAGCUGGCACAUCAUGAGAUUAUAUGGUAUUUGUUAUUUGAGAAGGUACAAUGGGGUCUGAAAUUAUUGACACCCUUGGCCUUGAUAAAGAUGAGCAAUAUUGACUGCAUAAAAUAUUUAAUUCAAAUACUGAGCAAAAACAAUGGGGAAAUUAUAUUAUUUUCAGUGAUGUAAAGUACUUAAGUAAAAAUACUUUAACGUACUACUUAAGUAGUGUUUUUGGGUAUCUGUACUUUACUUUACUAUUUAUAUUUUUGACAACUUUUACUUUUACUCCACUACAUUCCUAAAGAAAAUAAUGUACUUUUUACUCCUUACAUUUUCCCUGACACCCAAAAGUACUCGUUACAUUUUGAAUGCUUAGCAGGACAGGAACAUUGUCUAAUUCACACACUUAUCAAGAGAACAUCCCUGGUCAUCCCUACUGCCUCUGAUCUGGCAGACUCACUAAACACAAAUGCUUCGUUUGUAAAUUAUGUCUGACUGUUGAAGUGUGACCCUGGCUGUCCGUACAUUUACAAAACAAGAAAAUCGUGCCGUCUGCGUUGCUUAAUAUGAGUAAUUUGAAAUGAUUUAUACUUUUACUUUUGAUACUUAAGUAUAUUUAAAACCAAAUACUUUUAGACUUUUACUCAAGUAGUAUUUUACUGGGUGACUUUUACUUGAGUCAUUUUCUUUUAAGUUAUCUUUACUUUUACUCAAGUAUGACAAUUGGGUACUUUUUCCACCACUGAUUAUUUUAUACUAAUACAAUUGCUCAGAGAAAGAGAUUUUGUUUAACAAGGAAUACAAAAUAAUCUCUAAAAGACUCGUAUAAAUAAAGUAGUCAAGUUUUUAGUAUUUAGUCCCAUAUUCCUAGCACGCAAUGACUACAUCAAGCUUGUGACUCUACAAACUUGUUGGAUGCAUUUGCAGUUCGUUUUAGUUGUGUUUCAGAUGAUUUUGUGCCGAAUAGAAAUGAAGGGUAAAUAAUGUAUUGUGUCAUUUUUGAGUAAAUCUUAUUGUAAAUAAGAAUAGAAUCUGUUUCUAAACACGUAUACAUUAAUAUGGAUGCUACAGUACCAUUAUGAUAUAUAAUCCUGAAUGAAUCGUGAAUAAUGAUGAGUGAGAAAGUAACAGAAGGUCAAAGAUCAUACCCCCAAGACAUGCUAACCUCUCACCAUUACCAAUAACAGGGUGUUAAACAUGCCACGCUUACUGUAGACACACACGUGAGUGGCCAUGUUUAACCUGUGUGUGCGUUUGUGUGCAUACCAUAGUAUUUAUAGCAGUUAGUUGACUUUGCGCACAAAGUUGCCCAACCCUGUUCUUAUCAGUAAACAUGAACAUGUUAUUGCGAAAUCUACACUGAACAAAAAUAUAAACGCAACAUGUAAAGUGUUGGUCCCAUUUUUCAUGAGCUCAUAUAAAAGAUCUAAGACAUUUUUGCAUAUGCACAAAAAGGUUAUUUCGCUCAAAUUUGUUUACAUCCCUGUAGUGAGCAUUCCUGUUGUGGUCCUCUGUAGCACAGCUGGUAGAGCACGGCGCUUGUAACGUCAAGGUAGUGGGUUCGAUCCCCGGGACCACCCAUACACAAAAAUGUAUGCACGCAUGACUGUAAGUCGCAUUGGAUAAAAGCGUCUGCUAAAUGGCAUAUUAAUAUUAUUAUUAUUAUUAUUAUUCUCCUUUGCCAAGAUUAUCCAUUCACCUGACAGGUGUGGCAUGUCAGAAAGCUGAUUAAGCAGCAUGAUCAUUACACAGGUGCACCUUGUGCUGGGGACAAUUAAAGGCCACUCUAAAAUGUGCAGUUUUGUAACACAACACAAUGCCACCGAUGUCUCAAGUUUUGACGUAGCAUGCAAUUGGCAUGCUGACUUCAGGAAUGUCCACCAGAGCUGUUGCCAGAGAAUUGAAAGUUAAUUUCUCUACCAUAAGUCCCUCCAACGUCGUUUUAAGGAAUUUGGCAGUACGUCCAACCGGCCUCACAACCACAGACCACGUGUAACAACGCCAGGCCAGGACCUCCACAUCUGGCUUCUUCACCUGCGGGAUUGUCUUGAGACCAGCCACCCGGACAGCUGAUGAAACUGUGGAUUUGCACAACCAAAGAAUGUCUGCACAAACUGUCAGAAAGUCUCAGGGAAGCUCAUCUGCGUGCUCGUCGUCCUCACCAGGGUCUGGACCUGACUGCAGUUCGGCGUCGUAACCGACUUCAGUGGGCAAAAUGCUCCCCUUCGAUGUCCACUGGCACGCUGGAGAAGUGUGCUCUUCACAGAUGAAUCCCGGUUUCAACUGCACCGGGCAGAUGACAGACAGCGUGUAUGGCGUUGUGUGGGCAAGCGGUUUGUUGUUGUCAACGCUGUGAACAGAGUGCCCCAUGGUGGCGGUGGGAUUAUGGUAUGGGCAGGCAUAAGCUACGGACAACAAACACAAUUGCAUUUUAUCUAUGUCAAUUUCAAUGCACACAGAUACCGUGACGAGAUCCUGAGGCCCAUUGUCGUGCCAUUCAUCUGCCAUCAUCACCUCAUGUUUCAGCAUGAUAUUGCACAGCCCCAUGUCGCAAGGAUCUGUACACAAUUACUGGAAGCUGAAAAUGUCCCUGUUCUUCCAUGGCCUGCAUACUCACCAGACAUGUCACCCGUUGAGCAUGUUUGGGAUGCUCUGGAUCGACAUGUACGACAGCUUGUUCCAGUUCCCGCCAAUAUCCAGCAACUUCGCUCAGCCAUUGAAGAAGAGUGGGACAACAUUCACAGGCCACAAUCAACAGCCUGAUCAACUUUAUGCGAAGGAGAUGUGUCACGCUGCAUGAGGCAAAUGGUGGUCACACCAGAUACUGACUGGUUUUCUGAUCCACGCCCAUACCUUUUUUUAAGGUAUCUGUGACCAACAGAUGCAUAUCUGUAUUCCCAGUCAUGUGAAAUCCAUAGAUUAGGGCCUAAUUAAAUUAUUUCAAUUGACUGAUUUCCUUUAUAUGAACUGUAACUCAGUCAAAUCUUUGAAAUCGUUGCAUGUUGCGUUUGUAUUUUUGUUCAGUGUAGUAUAUGGCUUGCCCUGUCAAAACAACAACAUGCCAUUCUGUAGAGAAAGAGAGCUGGACAAACACUGACACUCUGUAAACUCACACAUAGCCUACAUAGUCACACACACACACUGGCUCUAUUUGUAGGUGUGAUCGAGCAGCCAUGUUUUACCCGAGUGUGUUGUGUUCUACCAUACAGCUGAUGAUCUUUGGCUUCUUCCUGUGUCUGGAUGCCUUCCUCUACGUGUUCACGCUGCUGCCCCUCCGGAUGCUGCUGGCCCUGCUACACCUCCUCACCUUGCCCUGCUGCGGCCUCGGGUGAGCCCACACACACACACACACGCUCACACUCUGGGUCACGUUUCACUGGGUGCUACGUACUGAACGUUGCAGAUAGAAAUGCCGUGGAUAGAUUUGAAAUGCAUGUCUGUUCUACCAAAUGUAUUUCUAUCUGAACGUUCCACAAAGUUGUGCCCUACUGAACGCAGCUCUGACACUGACAAAGAAACACUGCAUGAUUCGAUUGGAAAUAACCAUGUUACAUGACCAGUACCAUAUCUAUCUAUGACAUGGAUGAUUCUUUGCAUUAUGUUCUUGGAAUUUAGGUUUACUACAGGAGUGGUAAAUGGGGAAAUAUGUAUAGGGCAAUAUAGAUGGGUUUAGCUCAACAGAAAAUAGGCCUAGUUCCCCAAGUGAAUUGCACUCCAAAGGGCACUUGGGGCAUAAUCCCAACUUUGAGUGUGUCACGUAAAUCACACCCUGAUAUCAAUGAGAUUUGCAUGUAGUGUAUCUAUAGUUAGGAUUUGGCCCUUCAGAAGACAGAUGCAUACGUAAGCUAGGUUUAUGUAUACUGUACAGUAAGUAUUGUACUCACUCAGUUUGCCUGUGACUGGUCUGUACAAAGGUCAGUCUCUUCCCUUACCUUCUUUCCCUGCAGGGCAAACGUAUGCCCCUACUGCAAUCGGAGCAGGUAUGCUAGUCUCUCGCCUGUCACAGCUUCAUCAUUUAUAUUUUAUAUUAUAUAUCGUUUCACCAUCUCCAUCUUGUUUGUCCUGAUAUGCAGCUUUGUGCUGUAUUCUUCAUGCUCUAUGCUAAAGCCACUGAGGGGCCAUUUUGGAUUAGUAGUGUUCACAAACAGGGCUGUGCUCACCACGGCAACACGAAUACUAAACUGUACGCUUUCCCUGCAAGAGCUCAUAUACAUAGUGGACAUGGUUUCUUCAAGACUGGCCCAUCAAACUGAUUUUCCAUGGUAUACCAAAGCUCCAGUCUUGUUGAAAUGCUCAACAUCAAAUUACAACACACCAACAAUGUGCAGUUCUCCUUGUUGGGUUGAGGACUCCUGUCUGAACGAUCUCUCUCCAGAGUAUGUACGGUAUGCAUAAUGUUAGAGUAUGUAGGCCUAACUGAAGGGAAAGCAGUAGCUGAUUUUUGAAUGUAGGCCUGCAGCUGGCUGUGGUAACGGAUGGGCGAUAGCUGUGCACUGCAGAUGCUCAGUAAAAUACAUUGCAUUGACAGAUGGCUUGAGCUCUCUACGCCUCGAGUUACAGCAUCCUCACUCCCUCCAUCCCCACACGAACACAGAAGCCAUAAUCAGGCACUGUGACUGACUACUAGCUUUAUUGAAGUAUUUUCUAGGUAAACAUUAACAUUUUUAACUGAUAAGUGAUAUCAUGUUUGACUACAGCUCAAAUGACACUCCAGAGUUCAGGAUGUGCUGUUUUGAACUCCUUAGCUUGAAAAUAUUUGUACAAAUGUACCUUAUCCACUCCAUACAGAAGAUGAGUAUGAAUUGCAUAGGUUAUUUGCCAAGUCCACUCCUAUAUCUUUGAGUGUCGUUUUUUUUAGUGUUUUGACAUUACCCUGUCAUUUUUUGGAAGUCGUAGUAGGCCAAAGAUAAUGUAUUGUAAUUUCAAUAGUUAAAACGUUGUCUUAACUGAGAAACAACUGUGUCGGCACACUCCCAAGAGAGGCUUGGCAAAAACUCCACACCUCCGCUAACAACACGUAUUCCAGUACCUUGUCUUGAAAAACUGUUCCUCUCACAAAGCACAGCUCAGCGCUGAUGGCUGUGGCCUUUGUGAUAUCCGUUGGAUGAUGCAUGCCCUUUUGUGUCUGUCUGCAUGGCAGCGAAGCUUGACUGACCUUUUAUAUACACACACACACCUCUGUUGGCCAGAGCUGCAGUUAGUCAGCUAGGGGGCUAUCACAUUCAUGGUGAUUGCUGGUGCCUGUGCCAGGGGAACAGGGUUACACAGGGCCUGGCAUUCACUAACAUACACUGGCAGGACAGAGAGUACACUCUCUCAUCAUGCAUUUUACUUUAAUAGCCUAAGCAGUGUCAUGUUAUAGGUCGUUCACUGGGCACUCCUCUGCAAAGGUCCACUAGAAUGUGCCAAAGUGCUGUGUCUGAGUCCGGCCAGUAAAGGGUGCUAGAGCACCAGCAGUGAAUUCUUCUUGUUUAUGCCCCGGUAUGAAUUGGUAUAUAAUAUUUACAUUUACAUUUUAGUCAUUUAGCAGAUGCUCUUAUCCAGAGCGACUUACAGUUAGUGAGUGCAUACAUUUUCAUACUGAUAUAGCAUAUGCUUCCUUCUUACUCUCCUUGAGGUUAUCACUGACCUCUAAAUGAUUGAAUAAGUGAAAGCAAAUCUUCCAGGCCCCCAAUAUCAAUCAACAAUGACCCUACGUUCAUCUUGCUAUAACCUGUAUGAUAAUAAAGGUUAUGACUCCGAUGUUGUUUGCUUCCCUUCAUACCUCAAUGCUCACUGCACACAAUUUGGGAAGUAGAUGAGACACCUGAUUAAGCAUUCUAAUUUGCACUUUCUGAACUCAAGCUCCUCUCUCUCACCCCGGCGUCACUGCCACCCUCCCGACAGACAGACUGAGAUAUUUUGCACCUCCCCUUCCAUUUCCCUUGUGACUGGUUAUUCUACGUCUUACCGCAGGAAUUGAGAAAUCUUAAAAGGUGAUUUUUCCUCUCCCUUUUAGGAAGCUUUUUUGGCAACUUCUUUAAGCUCACUAAGGUGAGGGUGGUGAUGGACAGUCUCAUUUGUGGAGUUUUAUGCCGUUAUUCAAUCUAUUGCAGAUAGUGGAUUCCUGAAUAUCGCAUAGUCAGCUCCAUCCAUUCGGGACAGGCUGCUGUACAAAUCAAGCACAUGUUUGAAAGCGCUAUCCAGAAAUCCACCAUCUGCAAUCGAUUGAAAUCUGGCCUUAGUUUGAGUAAUAUGUAGAAGAGUGGUGGGUAUACAAAGGACUAAGGUACUAGUAUGCAGUAGUUAUACUAGCUUAGAUGUACAGUAGAUCAGUAUAUUUAGUAGCCUUUCACAUAACUAGCUACAUGUCUUGACCUUCUACUCCCCAACAGAGACUGAAGCCCUAUGGAUUUGUCAGUCUUCCCCUAGCAUGCUCUCAUGCUGCGUGCCAUUUAACUUUCGAUUCGCCUACUCAAUAUUGGUGUAGCAUACAUUAAAAGGCAGGCUAUAUGAAUAAUAUGUGUUCAUGUAACAGAUUUGGUUAGCUACUUCAUUCCUCAUCAUUCCCCCCCAACCAUCUACUCAUCGGUUGAAUGUGUUCAAUGUCCCAUCCUACCCUGAUCAACCCGAAUUAACAAAAGUGUGUAUUUAUAAUGUUAAUGCUGCUUGUUAUAAACAUCAGCCAAUCAAAAAUAGUAACGGAUGCUGAAAAUAACUAGACACAGUCAUUCUACUGGUGCCUUGACAACCCCGGGGGGUAUUAAACCACUUCGAUACAGCACACAUGACACCUGUCCUGACAUUGGCCUAAUAGUGCAUGAAGCUUACAGUCAACCAUGAUCCCAAGGUUCACUGUGUCAUAUCUCACAACAGUGUUAUCACAAGCCUUAGGCCUACUUGUACUGAAUAGACGCAAACAAAUAUAAUUAGAUGUGUAUGCGUGUGUACAUGUGUACAUACAGAUGUAUGACUAGGCUCUGUGUAACCUGUGUGUUCUGCAAGUGGCUCGCGCAUGCUGCAGCCGGCCCAGGUGUGUGACAUCUUGAAGGGACUGAUAAUGGUGCUGUGCUACUCCAUGAUGCACUACGUGGACUACAGCAUGAUGUACCACCUGAUCCGGGGACAGUCCGUCAUUAAACUCUACAUCAUCUACAACAUGCUGGAGGUACAGUGGGUUGGAUUUAGAGCUGUUGUAGUAAUGUGAUUUAAUAAGGUUCCACUCUAUAGCUUUCACUGGUCCAGUUGUGUUAGGUCAGUGAGUAGGCCUACGUCAAGGAAAAUGAAUUAUUCUUGGCUGAAGUAUCUGAUUAGGGCCUCAGAUACCCUAUUUCAUCUGAAAUGCAGCAGGUGAUAAAUUAUUAGAAAAAAAUAGUUAUAGUUUAUGAAAACUCAUGAGUUGUUUGGCCGAUAUUAAUCUAACACAGCUGGUGUAAAAAGACACCUGAUUGGAGUUCCCACAUCCUGUUUUCAGCGGAAAAGGUAGCUAGCUUUGCUUUAUCUUGGCCAGGUCGCAGUUGUAAAUGAGAACUUGUUCUCAACUGGCUUACCUGGUUAAAUAAAGGUGAAAAAAAUUAAAAAUAAAUAGGUUGAAUUAGCUGUAUCCUUGAACUGGUGCAUCCGGUUGUUGGCAACUCCACUAAGGGUGUGCUGAUAUAAACCAUACAGAAGACUAGAGAAGUAACAUACAAUUAAGCACUGGUAAUCUGUCAUAGUCUAAUCCCAUUGUAUCACUUACAGGUCGAAAGUCACAUCAUUAACCCAUGCUUAACUUGACUUGAACUACUUACCUUCCCUGUUCAGGUAGCCGACAGGCUGUUCUCUUCGUUUGGCCAAGACAUCCUUGACGCGCUCUACUGGACGGCCACAGAGCCCAAAGAGAGGAAGAGAGACAGCAUAGGGGUCAUCCCCCAUUUCCUCAUGGCUGUGUUCUACGUCUGUAUCCUUAAUGGAGAACUAGGAAGUGCACACAGGAAGAACUCUGCUGUAGGAAUUUGUGAUCUCUCAACUUCUAUCAUCUUACAGGUGUCACUUUUCAGUUAGUGCUGUUGUUUUGAUGAUAUGUCAGUAAUGUGAGUCCACACACACUCACUCAUACACCCACCCCUUACUGUAGCGGAUGCUAUUGCCACCAUGUUCAGUGUUUUCCUGAGCCUCUAUCUCAGUCCUGCAUGCUAUCCUCAUUAUGGUCCAGGCGUCAACGCUCAACGUUGCUUUCAACUCCCACAAUAAGUCCCUGCUCACCAUCAUGAUGUCCAACAACGUGAGUACACACACACACUCAGAUACACACACAAACAUGUAAUCUAAAAUAUAGAGGACGCUAAAAUAUAUUUUCCUCUAUUUCCUACAUGUACAGUUUGUGGAGAUCAAAGGAAGUGUGUUCAAGAAGUUUGAGAAGAACAACCUCUUUCAGAUGUCCAACAGUGGUAAGUUACUGUAACAUGUGCCAUAGCCAUUACACUGUACAUUUAAUCGUGCUAUGGACAGUAUUUUUAAGAUUCAAAACGCCCUACAUGUUAGAAAUUUUUCAAUGCUCUGAGUCUUUUUCUAUGCUUGGGGGUAAAACCCAGUAGCAAGCGAUGGGUUAAGCCUCCUCCUCACCUCUUUUCCUCCUCUCUCUCACACUCUCUCUCUCCCUCUCUCUCUCGUCCUUUUGAAGCGGCAAUCAGAGCUGUUUAUUCAGCUUUGAUAACACAAAAGAGAUGCGCUAUGGAUUUGAAUGCAUUCUGAACUCUUCCUCUUUGUGCCUGCAGGCUGCAUGUUUUCAUAUUUGUUGCUGUCAUACUGCAGGAAUGCAAGGAACCGAAAAUAAGCUUUAAUCAUUUCCUAUUUACCCCCUCUUGCAAAUCGCUCGCGUCUUUGAAGAUCCAGUCUAUUUAGCAAGUUACACUUAGUUCCAAACCACACAGGAUUCCGAUGAAUAGGAUAUUUAUGCCAAAUGAUGUAUGUAGCUUUGAAAGUACAUGGAAAAAAUGGCUGCCCUUUUUGUUGAUCUUACAUAUUCAUCGUUGUUAUAUGAUUCUAAGUAUUAGGUAGUAACGAAUAUGUAUUUAUUUGCAUUUUAGAUAUCAAGGAACGGUUCACCAACUACGUGCUCCUGCUCAUCGUCUGCCUCAGGAACAUGGAGCAGUUCUCCUGGAACCCAGGUAACCAUUUCACACACAUUACAGCUAAACAUACAAAGGGAUUUCUUGGAUCCAUUUUAUUAUGUUCACAGGAACAAGUGAAUAUUUUUUUUGGUCUUUUAGCCCCUUUUUCUCCCCAAUUUCGAUCUUGUCUCAUCGCUGCAACUCCCUAACGGGCUCGGGAGGCGAAGGUCGAGUCAUGCGUCCUCCGAAACAUGACCCGCCAAACCGCGCUUCUUAACGCUCGCCCGCUUAACCCGGAAGCCAGCCGCAUCAAUGUGUCGGAGGAAACACUGUUCACCUGAUGACCGAGGUCAGCCUGCAGGUGCCCGGGCUGCCACAAGGAGUCGCUAGAGCGCGAUGAGCCAAGUAAAGCCCCCCUGGCCAAACCCUCCCUAACCCGGACGACACUGAGCCAAUUGUGCGCCGCCCUAUGGGACUCCCAAUCAUAGCCGGUUGUGAUAUAGCCCGGGAUCGAACCCGGGUCUGUAGUGUCGCCUCUAGCACUGCAAUGCAGUGCCUUAGACCACUGCGCCGCUCGGGAGGCCCACAGGUGAAUCUGUUUGUAUCAAUGUUGUAGCAUGUAGGCUAUAUUCUGUAUUGAACUAAGAAAUAAUUUAUGUAACACUAGUUUGCUGCUACUGCUACCAUUGGAAAAGCAAUCACCCUGAUCCUUGGUGCUCUUUUAAAGCCGUUCCAUUGAAACCGCUAGUGGAUAAGACAUUGUGAUGAUGAUAGGAGGGAGGGAUGACAGUAAGGCUGCACUAUCUGACAGCUCUCUUAAUACAGUCAGCUGGCCCUGACAGAUUUGGAAUGUCAGCAACGGUCAUGAUGCUAAUGUCGGUCAUGAUGCUAAUGUCGGUCAUGAUGCUAAUGUUGUACACUGACAGGGUCUGAGACUUAUGGUAUGACCUAGACCUCAUCCAAAAACAUUUUGGGCAGACUUGCUGCACCACAUGGAUAUGAAUGUGAUGAAGAUUGUAUUGUAUCAGUCAAAUCAAAUACUUUUUUACCCUGUGACAGAACUUAUUGUACUAAGCCUAAAACAAUAUAUGAUUAGACCAAGAAAUCAUUAAAUGUACAAUUGAGUCAAUUAAAAAGAAAGACCAGACAUUCAGUAAGGUAAAGAAAGAAUAGAUUUAGAAUUCACUUUACAGGUUGUCUUGUCUCCAGAUCAUCUCUGGGUGUUGUUACCUGACGUCUUCAUGGUGAUCGCCUCAGAGAUCGCCGUGGACAUCAUCAAACACGCCUUCAUCACCAAGUUCAACGAGAUCACGGCAGAUGUAAGGAUGGAUCACACAGAUGAUAAUUCAUGAUUUGAUGAAUUGGAGUUAAAUCAAAUGAAAACCAUUCAAACAGUUUGCAGUUGCACACCAAAAGGGAAAAGUGUGUUUUGAGGUCAAUCCCAUUUUAAUUCACCUGCUUCAAGGAAUUGAAUUGAAGUUCACAAAUAAAACAAUCCCCAUUAGGAAUAAAUUGCGCUUUUAAAAAAUCUUGAAAAGGAAUUUAAAUUAAAUCUACUGAAUAAAUUCAUUAAGAAAACACUUUCCCUCUGGGUGUGUGACUGUGAAAGGUAUGUUCACUGGAGAGGGUCUGCUCCGUUCAUGUUUGAAGGAUUAUACAGUGGUUGGCCCUGUUUUUAUAUACAGCGUGGCGCUGUUGUUUAGCUAACCGUCCACACUGCUGUGUGCCUCAAUCUCUGUAGCGUGCCAUGAGUCCCUCCACUCCCUUCCUCUUCCCUCUUUCUAAAUCACAACACAGCACAUCACAUUAUGCCCCAAUAGGGCUACUGAGCAAGCACACCAAAAGCCAGCAACAUCCUCAUCCUCAGCCACAACAACUAGCAGCUCCAUAUCCCACUGUCAAUCGUGACCCAUUCCCAGCACUUGUGUGGUGAGAAAUCUUGCCUAAGACCUGAAGGCUUUAGAUCAAAGGGCUCACACAGUCUUGUGGCGAAUAGGAGACCCGGGUUCGAAUCCAGUCGGAUACAUUGGUGCCGUGAUUCUGUGGAGUUGGUCAUCGGGGGGAGGAGUGUAAUGGUGGCGGUUCGGUGAACCAUUCUCGCGUAACAAGUAACCUUCACUGAGACCUGAAAACUGCCUAGGCUUUAGCUCAGCCGGCUAACACGGUCUUCAAAUCUAGUCGGUCAUACUCACUUGUGGUCUAGUCUAAUGGUAUCAAUGUUUUUCUCAGAGCCAUAGCAGAUGGUUACACGCGUCAUAUCAAACAACAUAACCAUAGCGAUACAUUAUAAUAAUAAACUAAAACUAUAGGUGUUCUGUGUAUCUCUGUGAUAGUAACAUGGCUGUUUUGUCUCCGCAGGUAUACAGUGAAUACAGAGCCAGCCUGGCCUUUGAUCUCGUCAGCUGUCGGCAGAAAAACGUACGUAGCAUCUCUCGAACACAGUGAUUAGGCAUCCAGCUCCAUUGUCCCUACAGUUUUAAUCAAUGGGUUAUGUUCACUGCUGUAGUUGAUGUGUUAUUGAGGCUUGUUUUGUCAAUGGGCAGGCCUGCACAGACUACAGCGAUUCCGUAGCCAGAAGAAUGGGCUUCAUUCCUCUUCCUCUUGCAGUCCUGGUAAGAUCAGCCUUGUACAACAGUCCAAUGCAGUGUUUCCUCUUCCAUUGUAUGUAGAUGAGCAGUGUGUUUAAGUGGGCACUAACUUUUGAUUGUGUUAUAUUGAUAUCAAUCAACUAACAGUUCCAUCUUGUAUAAAAUUGUUUAUUAGUUGCACGACAAUGUAGUUGACUUAUAACUCCAUUUUGUUGCAUUGAUUUUAAUACUGAUUAACUGUUACUGCUGUCACAUGCAACAAUGUUUCUGCUGAAGCUUUUCUAUUUUGUGAUUGACAGCUAAUCCGAGUGGUGAUGAGUUCAGUGAAUGUACAGGGAGCCCUGUCCUACUCCUGUGUGUUCCUCUUCUACUUGGGGUAAGACUCAAAUCAUGUUCUUAUUCUUUGUCAUGUAUGAUGAAUUGCAAUUACAUAGCACCCCUUCCACAAGUUUCAUAGAUAAACUUGAUGCGUCAGUCACGCAGUACAGCUAGCAUGAUUUGUUAGCAUAGCAUUCACACUGUAUUCUAUGUGUAUUUAAAUGGAGCGCCUCAAUGAUGUCCGUGCCAGUCUGUCCCCAUUGAGCUACGUUAGCAUGAGCCUGCACGUUAGCCCUCUGCUUGGCUUUGAUAGGGCUUCUUUUUUUUCCUCUGAUCUUUUCUUUUUUCCCACCCUGGGGGUAUAGACCACUGAACAGUUAGCCUGAGGUGGAAUACAACGUUGUCAUCUCCAGUGCCCACCCACCCCCUCACCCCCAUUUUAAAAAUAGCUGUGUCCCCAACAGACCCUGGUAUCUGUGAAAAGACCACAGUAUGACUCGCAAAAGCCCUCGGAGGGCAUUUGGUCCACAGACCUAGAUGUGGCUGUCUCUCUCGAUCGUAUUUCAUAUGCAUCAUAAGCUUCAGAUAUGCAGAAGCCUAGUGCGUCCUGGAGCUGUUUUCUGCCCAUGAACUUAGCCUAACUUUAAUUUUACACAGUAAAAACCCUUCAUACUCAGUGUGAGGUGUAUGGCUACUUUGUGGAUGGUGUUACUAUUCCCUAAAUACACAGGGCUCUACACUGACCUUUUCUACAAGGAGCAUGUGUGCGCCUACGUAAAAAAAUGUAGGCGAACACAAAGAAAUGUAGGAGCACAAUUGAGGUAUUAAAGUCCUUAAUUUUUGUAGGUGCACUGAUGUUACUAAAUAAACAUUCCAGGUCACACAGCUAAAUAUUUAGGCGCAUAUGCGAGUGAAAUGGAGGCCCUGAUACGGUGAGAUUGAGCGUUUUGAAUUUGACAUUUAAUUUAAUAUCAACUAUGUGCCUAAAAAGCCAUACCAGUAUACUUUAUCUGUAUUUCCAUAUAGAAUCAAAUCUAGACCUGUUCACAAUGGGGAAAAAAACACUCAUGACUAUAGUCUGCUUCUCUUCUCACUUUCACCUUGAAUAUCGUUACUUAUCGUCUUGUCCAUGUGUAGAAUGGUAACCCUGAAGGUGCUGAACAGUAUUGUGCUGCUGGGGAAGUCGUGUGUGUACGUGAAGAGAGCCAACAUGGAGGACAAGCUGUUUGAGAGGCCCCCCACAGCUGCCCCCGGGAAGACGCCCAGUAGAACCAGCAAGACUUCUAGGUGUACUGUCCCCUCAGGUACCCAGUGACAGACAAUACCCUAGUAUUUAUCUUUAUUUACCUUCAUUUUACCAGGAAGGGAACAUCUUCUCAUUAACAAUAAUGACCUAGGAACAGGUAUAAACCUUGCAUGAAACCAUGAAGACUUGCGUUAGCUCCCUGAGUCUAGACCUUUGCUCAGCGGGCUAACACAAUCUUAUAGCAUGCAGAAGACCCAGAUUCGAACCCAGUCAGUCACAUACAGCCUACCCAGCCUCAAUAAGACACUCGGUUCCAUUAAAUUACUCAUUCUUCUUAGCAAUCCCAGCUUGCCAAACCCAGCCUCAAGCAAGCAGAUGCGUAUUCCGACUCGGGUAAUUGACCUCCAUCAUCUCCACACACACAUCUCUCCAUCAUCCACAUCGAAACUGCUACUGAAAUUCAAAACUGAAACUGCUGCUCAAUGCGCAUGACAGAGAUAAAUUGUCAGUUGUGUGUGAACGAGCGAGUGUGUGUGUGGAGCUUAACCGUUUUUUCUCCAGCGUGGCAGACGAGCCAGCUGCACUAAGCUGAGAGCAUUAGAGCGACAAGUGACACCACGUCACAUCAAAGCUUUUCUCACUCCUGUGUUUUUACAGAACCACAAUUUUCAGGCGAAAGAAUCAGUAGUAUAGUAUGUGAAAUGUUAAAGUGCCAAUCCAUAUCAUGUGGUUUCACUGAAGCCUGAUCGCUUGCGUUGCUAUUCUUAAUUAGCCCAUCUGUAACUGUACUGUACCCAACCCGGCUGUCUCUUCUGGGCUGCAUUCAUUAGGGCACACCGUAACAAAACGCUUUGCGUCAGAAAAUGAAUAUGAGCGUCUCUUAUUGGACGCGUUCAGGUAGUCACUCCCUGUUUUAGUCAGUUUCAUUCUGUUUGGUGCCUAAUGAAUACCUCCCUGGCAAAAUGGGUUACUUUUAGCCCCCUGAUUCCAAUGGAUUCCUUACUAUACUAACAGACUGGUUCGUCUCUUGUUCUUCAUAAUGAUUUGGAUGAAGAUCUAAUUGGAGGUGCCAUAUGUUUAUAGGUCUCUGUGGCAAAGAAUAUACUGAUGAGCAACUGUGGUUUCCCUAAGGCAGUGUCAUGAAAGCUUAUGGCGAAAGCAUAUGGCUAUUUCAGGAACAAAUGGAUGAAUUGCUUAAUUGCUUGUUGGUUAUACCCAUCAAGAGCCUACUAAAUUACUAGAGGGCUAUGUCAUAAACCCUAAAAGUUCCAUAAUGGGGUGAAAAUGGCAGCCAUAUUGGUCAGGGACAAAUCCAAACCAGUCUAAUUGGAAUGAAUGGCAGUAGAGGCAUAGUCCUGAUUUUACUUAAGCAGGAAAAUAAAAGUAAGAUGUGAUAUCAUAAAUUGUCUAAUAAUUAUUGUCAACUAAAAUAAUGUCAUAUACAGUAAUUAUAAAUACAGUUUAUACUGGUUUUAUAAAAUAAAUCUGUAUAAAUAGCCUCUAAAAUAUAUGUAAACAGACCAUAAAUGUCUAAAACAAUUGAUAUAUUGGAAAGCUGUGAGUGCUAUUAUAUGAUACAAUAUCAGUACUUGUUGCAUUUACAACUUGUGUAAGUCCUAUCAUCAACUGGUAUGGCUGUAGAUUGAAUGGAAUGUUGGCAGUUCAUUUGAAAAAUGAAUGGAAUCAUUCCUCUAAAACUGUCUGGCUACUAGCUAACAUACAGUGCAGAUACAUUCUUCAAAUUCAUUAUUUUACACUAUCUUAUCACAGCACUGGCAAACAAACCAUGGUUGACCAACUCCCUGACCAAAAUGGCUGACCUUUAUCCCAUCAUCAGAAGGUUCAUGUCCAUUCUAGUUUUCUAAUUCCUAAUUAUAUGGUUAUACCACUGGUUCAGUACCACUAUGCAUGUUGUAAAGUAGGUCUGCUGUAUCCCCUACUCAUGUGUUAUUGCCUUAAGAGGAGCACACAUUUAUUUCAUGCAGUCUGGGGAAUACACACACGAUUUGCUGCUCGCCUGGUAAAGUCUAAUUUGCAACACACUCUUUUUAUAUGCAAGUGAAGCAUGUCGGCGCCCUGGGCAAAUGGCUUUCUCCGUAGAGUAGUAACCCAUGUGCUGAUAUGCUGCUACUACUUCACUCGACUUUAUUUGAAUAUAACGGCCGUCAUGAAUUAUUCUAUUUGCCUGACCUAACUUGUGUAAUGUAAUGCCAUUUAUACUGCAUACUGGCAUUUAAGGCCAUGAUUGGUGGACUUGAGAAGUCUACUGGUAUUACUGUAGAUUUGUCUUUUUGACCCUUUGAUAUACAGUGCAUUCAGAACGUAUUCAGACCCCUUCCCUUUUUCCACAUUUUGUUACGUUACAGCCUUAUUCUAAAAUUGAUUAAAUCGUUUUUUUCCCUCAACAAUCUACAGACAAUACCCCAUAAUGGCAAAGCGAAACAGUUUUCCAGAAAUUUUUGCAAAUGUAUUAAAAAUAAAAACAGAAAUACCUUAUUCAGACCCUUUGUUAUAAGACUCGAAAUUGAGCUCAGGUGCAUCCUGUUUCCAGGAGUCCACCUGUGGUAAAUUCAAUUGAUUGGACAUGAUUUGGAAAGGCACACACCUGUCUAUGUAAGGUCCCACAGUUGACAGUGCAUGUCAGAGCAAAAAUCGAGCCAUGAGGUCGAAGGAAUUGUCCGUAGAGCUCCGAGACAGGAUUGUGUCGAGGCACAGAUCUGGGGAAGGUUACCAAAACAUUUCUGCAGCAUUGAAGGUCCCCAAGAACACAGUGGCCUCCAUCAUUCUUAAAUGGAAGAGGUUUGGAACCACCAACAUUCUUCCUAGAGCUGGCCGCCCGGCCAAACUAAGCAAUCGGGGGAGAAGGGCCUUGGUCAGGGAGGUGACCAAGAACCCGAUGGUCACUCUGACAGAGCUCCAGAGUUCCUCUGUGGAGAUGGGAGAACCUUCCAGAAGGACAACCAUCUCUGCAGCACUCCACCAAUCAGGCCUUUCUGGUAGAGGCCAGACGGAAGCCACUCCUCAGUACAAUGCACAUGACAGCCCGCUUGGAGUUUGCUAAAAGGCACCUAAAGGACUCUCAGACCAUGAGAAACAGGAUUCUCUGGUCUGAUGAAACCAAGAUUGAACUCUUUGGCCUGAAUGUCAAGCAUCACGUCUGGAGGAAACCUGGCACCAUCCCUACGGUGAAGCAUGGUGGUGGCAGCAUCAUGCUGUGGGGAUGAACGGAGCCAAGUACAGAGAGAUCCUUGAUGAAAACCUGCUCAGGACCUCAGACUGGGGUGAAGGUUCACCUUCCAACAGGAGAACAACCCUAAGCACACAGGCAAGACAACGCAGGAGUGGCUUCGGGACAAGUCUCUGAAUGUCCUUGAGUGGCCCAGCCAGAGCCCGGACCUGAAACCGAUCUAACAUCUCUGAAGAGACCUGAAAACAGCUGUGCAGCGACGCCCCCCAUCCACCCUGACAGAGCUUGAGAGGAUCUGCAGAGAAGAAUGGGUGAAACUCCCGAAAUACAGGUGUGCCAAGCUUGUAGCAUUAUACCCAAGAAGACUCAAGGCUGUAAUCGCUGCCAAAGGUGCUUCAACAAAGUACUGAGUUAAGGGUCUGAAUACUUUUAAUAAAUAAAUAUAAAAAUAUAACUGUUUUUGCUUUCUCAUUAUGGGGUAUUAUGUGUAGAUUGAUGAGGGGAAAAAAUAAUUUAAUCAAUUUUAGAAUAAGGCUUUCCAAAUGCACUUUAGGUGAGUUUAUAUUCCUAUAAGUCAAUUUGGUUGGUUGUCCAGUUUAUUUGGUCACUCUGAAGUCAAAUCUAAUCAAAAGAGAAGUUUGAUGUUGUUGUUUAGUUGCUUCCUAUCUAUGUGUGAGUGUUACUUACCAUUAGUGUUACUUUUUUCAAAUGACCAAGUAUUGUUCAUGUUUGUGUUAAAUCUACCUCUCUCUCUGUGUCAUUUGCCUCAUCAGGUGAUCCAUCAAGGGAUCUGUGGUCUGAGCGGUCCCCAUCCACUCCUUCAUGCACCUCCAUCCCCCCCUCCUCCUCUGUCACCACCCAGCCUACCCCCACCGUCAGCCCCACCCUACGGGCAGAGACUGUGGCCCCUCCCCCCACCACCACCCCAACCAGGCCAUCCACCAGCCCAGAGCCAGAACCGGACCCUGACACCCUCACCCCCUCUCCCCCUGCCACUCCCGAGCAGAAUGAGGGGGAAGGAAUGGAAGGCACAGAGCUCAAGCACAGGACCCCUAAAAAGGACCUGCUGGAUGUAGACCGCUUUACGAUAUGCGGGAACCGCAUCGAU
Molecule: messenger RNA, 22185 nt
Organism: Coregonus sp. 'balchen'
Lineage: Eukaryota; Metazoa; Chordata; Actinopteri; Salmoniformes; Salmonidae
Source: the annotation of a GenBank genome assembly